AUGGCUGCGGGAGACUCCCAAAGGUUGCGCGAGGCGCAAGAAGCCGCAAAAUCGGACCCGAAGAAGGCAGAGGAGUUGUACAAGGAGAUCGUCUCCAAGCCACCAUCAGUCACCUCAGACGCCGCCGUCAAGGAAUACGAACUGGCAUUGCUCAGCCUGGGCGAACUGUACCGCGACCAGAAAAACUCAAACGAUCUCGUCGAGCUCAUCAAAAGGAGCCGGACAGUGCUGUCGUCAUUUGCCAAGGCAAAGACGGCCAAGCUCGUCCGCCAGCUGCUCGACUUCUUCGACGGCAUCCCCAACACAACCGACCUCCAGAUAUCUGUGACCAAGUCAUGUAUAGAGUGGGCAACCUCGGAGCGACGGACAUUCUUGCGGCAGAACCUCGAGACGAGGCUGGUGACGCUGCAUAUGGCCAAGCAGUCCUACUACGAAGCACUGACCUUGAUCAACGGAUUGCUGAAGGAGCUCAAACGCCUCGACGACAAGCUCAUGCUGGUUGAGGUACAACUCCUCGAAUCCCGCGUCUACCAUGCGCUCGGAAACAUCUCCAAGGCUCGCGCCGCCCUGACGAGCGCCCGAACCAGCGCGGCAUCCGUCUAUACCCCACCCAUGCUGCAGGCCAACCUCGACAUGCAAUCGGGCAUGCUGCACGCCGAGGACAAAGACUUCAACACCGCUUUCAGCUACUUCAUCGAGGCUCUUGAUGGCUACCACUCCCAGGACGCUACCAAGAACGCCACCGCCGCUCUGCAGUACAUGUUGUUGUGCAAGAUCAUGCUCAACCUGGUCGACGACGUCAACACUCUUAUGGCUUCCAAGCAGGCGGCCAAGUAUGCCGGUCAGUCCCUCGAGGCCAUGAAGGCGAUUGCGCGCGCCCAUGCCAACAGGUCGCUGGAGGAGUACGAACAGUCCCUCGCUGCCUAUCGUCACGAGCUUGGUGGCGACGCCUUUGUCCGCUCCCACCUGCGCCGCUUGUACGACGCCAUGUUGGAGCAAAAUCUAAUCAAGGUCAUUGAGCCCUUCUCGCGCGUUGAGAUUGACCACAUCGCCAAGAUGGUUGGUCUCGACACGCAGCAAGUCGAGCGCAAGCUGUCGCAGAUGAUUCUGGACAAGGUCAUCAUCGGCGUUUUGGACCAGGGCGCCGGAUGCCUCAUCAUCUUUGACGAGACCCAGCGUGAUGAGGCUUACGACCACGCUCUGGCGACGAUCGAAAAGCUGAGCAGUGUUGUAGACGUCUUGUACACCAAUCAGGCAUCGAUGCUAGAGUAG
This is a messenger RNA of Pyricularia pennisetigena, 1272 nucleotides long. RefSeq lists its product as uncharacterized. Gene Ontology annotation, cellular component: proteasome regulatory particle, lid subcomplex. Gene Ontology annotation, biological process: ubiquitin-dependent protein catabolic process. The transcript is spliced from 2 exons. The coding region runs from base 1 to 1272 and encodes 423 amino acids. The record is from RefSeq and is a predicted model, not a curated record. Lineage: Eukaryota; Fungi; Ascomycota; Sordariomycetes; Magnaporthales; Pyriculariaceae. Gene Ontology annotation, molecular function: structural molecule activity.